ACCCGCCAUUCCCGUCAGAACUGAAAGACGCCAUGGAAGAACCUCGCAUGCACAUAGCAAUGUAUCCCUGGCUAGCUAUUGGUCACAUGACCCCAUAUAUUCAACUCGCAAACAAGUUAGCCAGAAGAGGACACAGAAUCUCCAUCUUCAUCCCCCCAAGAACACACUCCAAAUUACAGCAUCUGAACCUUCAUCCUCAACUCAUCACCUUCGUCCCCAUCACUCUAUCUCACGUUGAAGGUCUUCCUCAAGGUGCAGAAACAACGGCUGACGUGGAUCGAUCCCGCAGCUCCCUUCUCAUGGUUGCUGCAGAUCGUACCGAGAAACAAGUCGAGCACCUCUUGGUUCAGUUAAAACCCAACAUUGUUUUCUUCGACAUGAUACAUUGGCUGCCAGAUCUGGCUCGACGACUGGGAAUCAAAUCGGUUCAGUACUGGGUUAAUGGUUUAGUAGUAACAGCUUAUGACAAAUCCACAGAAACACAGAAUCCACCUUUUCCUGAUUUGUCAAUUAGGCUUCACAUGCAUGAAGAGAAACUCUUUGAGAGAAUCAGGGAAAUGGAGUUUGGAAAUGGUGUUCGCUUCGUUGAUCGACAUGAAUGGGGCGCACGUUCUUCAGACGCUGUUGCGUACAAGAAUUGUAGAGAAAUGGAGGGUCCUUUUGCAGACUAUCUAGAAAAAGUGUGGGGGAAACCCGUUUUGCUGUCAGGACCUGUUAUACCAGAGCCACAGACCUCCUCUUUGGAGCCAGAAUGGGAUCACUGGCUUGGAGGAUUCAAGCAUGGUUCUGUUGUUUACUGUGCCUUUGGAAGCGAAUGCAUCUUAGAGCUUAGUCAGUUCCAGGAAUUGUUGCUGGGUCUCGAGCUAUCAGGGAUGCCAUUUUUGGUAGCAGUGAAACCUCCAAAAGGAUGUGAGUCAGUAGAAGCAGCUCUUCCAGAGGGAUUUGAAGUAAGGGUCAGAGGAAGAGGGAUAGUCCAUGGAGGCUGGGUUCAGCAACAGCUAAUAUUGGAACACCCAUCUGUUGGAUGCUUCAUCACUCACUGUGGUGCUGGCUCUAUGUUAGAAGCACUUCUCAGUCAAUGUCAGCUAGUGUUAUUACCCACCGCUCUUCUUGAUCAGAUCUUCAAUGCAAGAAUGAUCAGCCAAAGCUUCAGAGCUGGUGUUGAAGUGAAGAAAGGAGAAGAAGAUGGGCUCUUCACAAAAGAGAGUGUCUGUGAAGCAGUGAGGGCUGUGAUGAAUGAAGAGAAUGAGAUUGCUAAAGAGGUCAAAGAAAAUCAUGCUAAACUCAGAAAUAUCUUGCUCAGCACCAACUUUGACUCUAAUUAUAUUGAUAAUUUUUGUCACCAGCUUCAAGAUCUGCUCAAAUCAUGAUCCAUGUUCAAGUGGGAAAGCUAGCUGCUAAAUGCCAAGCGUAUGCAUGUUUGUGUACUGGAAGGAGGCACAAACUAGUCAGUUACCAUAAUAACGUGAGAAGGUGUUUGGUUUAGAUUUUCAUUGUCUCCCUGAAAUAAAAUUGUUUAAGUGAAACCUUGUGGUCUAAUUUGUUUGGUUGAUUAUAUAUGUAUUUUAUCAGCACUCUUCAUUUAAAUGUUGUAAUUCGUGUUAUUGAAGGGAUGAGAUGGAGGCUUUCUGCGGUUGGUUAA
Prosopis cineraria is the source of this 1642-nucleotide messenger RNA. RefSeq names its product cyanidin 3-O-galactoside 2''-O-xylosyltransferase FGGT1-like. The record is from RefSeq and is a predicted model, not a curated record. Lineage: Eukaryota; Viridiplantae; Streptophyta; Magnoliopsida; Fabales; Fabaceae. Gene Ontology annotation, molecular function: UDP-glycosyltransferase activity. The transcript is spliced from 2 exons. Bases 33 to 1370 code for a protein of 445 amino acids.